Zygosaccharomyces rouxii is the source of this 723-nucleotide messenger RNA. It is a transcript of the gene MCO32, whose product is annotated as Mco32p. The coding region runs from base 1 to 723 and encodes 240 amino acids. The record is from RefSeq and is a predicted model, not a curated record. NCBI's taxonomy places the organism in Eukaryota, Fungi, Ascomycota, Saccharomycetes, Saccharomycetales, Saccharomycetaceae. The transcript has a single exon.
AUGAAUACUAUACCAUCACGGCGUAUGGGGUUGACGAUAGAUAGACUGUUAUCACAAGCUAUACGAAGUGCAGGACGACGGUUUUAUUCAGAACGGCAUUCGAACCUAGGGCAUAUUACAACGUAUUUAACCACAGAUGGAGUACCAAACCUUUUACAAAGACCAUUGUUGAACGAGUACCUGGAUGCACACAUUACAUUGAGGUUACUACCAACGACGCAUCCAUAUAUUCCAGUUUUACAGGGUCAGGGCAAGUACAGGGCAUCAAUGAAUGCCAUUAGACUGUUGGCGACUAAGUUUGUACUUCAGGACAAGGCAAAAUUAAAGAUUGAUAAAGUCAUCACUCUACUUCGGGAGGAAAAAACCAAUUACAAUUGUAUUACUUCGAAUGAUAAGCUGGUUAUCAAGUGGCAGAGUUGUAAUGAAAGUGAUGGAAGUGAUAAAAGUGUAGAUAGCAGUGGAAAAGACGUUGAAUUGGGACAGGUUCGCAACGUUGGGGAAGUGGAUACAUCAUCCCCCGUUUUUAACCACAUUCUAAAUCCAACAAAAAAUAAAUUGACAAGUGAGAUUGAUUAUACGCGGCAACCGCCACGAUUCGUACGCGGUAUAUUUAUCUUUGAAUUUAACGAAGAUAAUUCCAGGAUUCUUGUACAUACGAUCGACAGUGUCGAAAUGGUGGAUUUCGACAAAAGGAUACAGACAGAUGCUCUAGCAUCUGUAUAA